GUGCUCCUAUUCUCUUCUCCACUAAUUGUUUUCAGCACUCUCUAAUUUCAUUGUGUCUGGUGUUUUUAAUGAUUUACUUUAAAUUGUUAGGGUCACAGCUGAAGUGAAUAAUGCUAGGGACAUGAAUCAGAUGAUGAGUUAUUGGUUUAUUGUACCCACACAUAUCAAGAACCAUAUAAAAAGAUGUCCAAUGCAAGACUAGGAGGAAAUGAGCAUUUAUUGCAUUGCCUUCUUCGUCAGUGUUUUGACAUUUCCCAGUUCGUCUGCUGUUUCUCUAUGGUGUGCAGGGAUAAGAGGUUACUCAACACAGGCAAAUACAGGCAACAGCAAUGGCAAUUCUGUGGAUGACACUUUGUGCUGCGUUUAUGGUGACUGUCGUGAUGUCUAAACCUGUCCACCUAAGUGAGGGUGAGGAUACAUCAGAGUCAUCAGAGUCCACUGAGUCGAACUCAUCGGAGGAGAAUGCCUCCCAUGUCGAGCCUUCGCAGGAACCUCCUCAGCCAGCGAUUACAGAGACAGACAUACUUAAUGCUAUAGAGGAGACUGGCUCCCCAGGCACUGCAGCUCCCACUGCAAAGACAGCAGGGCCUUCUAUGGCCUCACUCGAUACUUCACCCCUCCCAGACCCUGAGGACCCUCAAACUUCCACAGACCCUUUACAUCUCACGCCAGAUGACCCUUCGCAAACUUCUCUGGGCAGAGACAUUUCUCAGGACAUGCCGUCUGAUGUUGCACAGGACUCAAUUAACGCCAACCCUGAGCAUGUUCUACCACAUACAGAGGUCUUAACACACCCCAGGCUCACAGAAAAUGAUAUAAUUAUAGGCACUGAUGGCACCAAUCAACUGCAGGUCACCACCACAUACCAAGAAUUUCCCCAGGGUGCCACUCCCUUCCCUCCACACAUCAUCAAACCUCCUCAGUUCUCAACAGCCCCGCCCCUGACAAUCCCCAUAGGAACCACCCUGACUGAAGUUCCUGUUUGUAUCACUUUCCAGUUUGCGACCCCUGAGCCUGAUCCACCUAGAGGAGAUAGCAUUUGACCCAGACAACGGAAACUGUUUCAGAUCUCACUUCAGGUUACGUGUCCAGUCCAUGUUAUUGUUGUACAUAUAGGUAGUGUCCUCUCCAUACACUCAUUUUACUUUUAUAUGUAAUGUUAUUAUAAUGGUGCUAGUGAACAUGAUGAGUAAACAGUCAAAAUGUAAAGCUGAAGUACUGCUGACCUGUAGAAUCGGCAGCAUGGCUAAA
This is a messenger RNA of Larimichthys crocea (large yellow croaker), 1251 nucleotides long. Its product is annotated as mucin-6-like. The record is from RefSeq and is a predicted model, not a curated record. The coding region runs from base 330 to 1043 and encodes 237 amino acids. Lineage: Eukaryota; Metazoa; Chordata; Actinopteri; Sciaenidae. The transcript is spliced from 3 exons.